Messenger RNA from Fonsecaea nubica, 969 nucleotides. RefSeq lists its product as hypothetical. The transcript is spliced from 2 exons. Lineage: Eukaryota; Fungi; Ascomycota; Eurotiomycetes; Chaetothyriales; Herpotrichiellaceae. The coding region runs from base 1 to 969 and encodes 322 amino acids. The record is from RefSeq and is a predicted model, not a curated record.
AUGUCUUCGUCCACGCUUCAUAUCACCCCCAGCGUCGCCCGCAUUGAGUUCGGGCACCUAUUGAACCGUGCCGCCAUCAAAUGCGUCGACGUCCUCACUGAAGAUUUGGCGGCUCUCGGCGAGCUUGUCCGCCAAGUUCAAAAUGAAUCAGUGGCAUUUGCUCACACAUCCUCUCAGGUCAUUGUUGCUCUUGCAACACUUCAAUCCUCUGUCCAAGACCUCUCGCGCGCAUACAUCCAACAUGCCAACACCGUCCUCACACCUGGCAAACAUGGCCUUAACCCCAUUGACGCCAACCUAACCAGUAUCCUUACCGAGUCUGGUCUCUUGAGCGCUAGGCCCGCCGAUGCUGCCCCAGCUGCUGCACCGGAACCAGAUGUCGAUGGGAAGAAGAAGCGCAAGAGGACACCGCAUGAUCCUAACGCACCGAAGCGUGCUCUCACGCCGUAUUUCCUCUACAUGCAAAGUGCUCGUGCCACUAUUGCCAAGGAAUUGGGCGACUCAGCGAAACCGAAAGAGGUUGCAGAUGAGGGAACUCGCCGAUGGACUGAGAUGAGCCCUGCUGAGAAGAGCAUUUGGGACGACAAGUACCAGAAGAACCUGGCCGCGUACCGCGUCAAGAUGGCAGCGUACAAAGCCGGUCAGCCUGUUCCUGACGACGAGACUGCAGCGCGCCUGGUGGAAAUGGGUAAAGCUCCCGAGCACGUCGCCGGCCUGGAUGCUGAGGCAGAGACGGAAGAAGAGCCAGUUGAGGAAGAAGAAGAAGAGGAAGAGGCCCCGGCCCCGGAACCCACACCUCCCAAAUCAAAGAGACGCAAGACCAAAGAUGUCGAGCCCACUCCCAGCAAAGCAACUCCCAAGGCCGAAGCCAAAUCUCCAGAGAAGGACAGGAAGUCUAAGAAGAGCAGGAGGGAAGCUGCCACUGCUGCUCCAACCAAAGUCGAGAAGUCCAAAAAGUCUAAGAAAUGA